UACUUGCUUAAACGAUAAAUAAAAGUGCCUAUUAAAACGGACUUAGUUUCCAAUUUAAUCAGUCAUUCAUUGUCCUUGAAGAGUUGUUUCAUUUUAAGUUAGAGAGUCGUUAUAAAACGAGAUAAACAUAAAAAAUAAUUUUAAAUCGGAGAAACAACACAAAAUGAAUUCAGAUGGUAAAAUAAUCAGAUUUGUACUUUUAUUAUUUCUGUGCGAGUCUUAUCUUUGUAUUACAAAAGAUAACGACUUUUGUUUAGAAGACGACGCUGUGAUACAUAGGAUUUUAGAUUUAUCUUAUGUGCAAUGCCAAGAAGAAUGUGGUAAGAGGCGACAUUGUAAAGCAAUCAACUACUGGCGGUCAUUUAACCUGUGUGAGCUACUGGGGACAAAUCAAGGUAGUAAAGGAACUAGUGUGCCAAGGAAAAAAGCUUGCUUAUUUUUGAAAAAGACAGAUAUGCUAGAUACAAUUAUAAAGGGAUGUAAUUGUUCCGAGGAUUUGACGUGCGACCCCGAAACAAAGACAUGCGCAGUGACUGAAUGUUCGAAGAUUACAUUAACCAAUGGUCAACUAUUUGGUAACAUGUAUUCCGUUGGUUCACGCGUAAAAUUCAUAUGUAAUCCGGGAUACGUUAAGGCGACGAACGAAUUCAAUUCUGUUUGUGAAGCAUCUGGCCAAUGGUCAAGCCAGCCAAAUUGUUUUAGAGAUUGUGGAACUGUUCCAAGCGUUUCAAACGCUCAGGUGAUAAGCGGUGGUGGUUUAACGACAGAGGGCGCAGUUGUACGUUACCAGUGCCUACCAGGCUUUACUUUCAACGGCAAUCAGAGCAACUUGACAUGCACAGCAGACGGUACAUGGUUUGAUCAAGCUAGUGUCGUAUGUGUUCCAGUGAAAGGCAUUGGGGAUCCAUGUGCCAAUCAUUCAGACUGUACGCUAACAGACGGUGUUUGUGUAGGUGGUAUGUGCUUUUGUAGUCCGUUGUACCGCUACAAACCAGAAAUUAACGAUUGCUUCCAAGUUUGCACCUCGUUCACUGACACAUUUACAACUUUUGCGAAUACUGCCGUAAAGGGUUACAAUGAUAUAGGUGUUUCGUACCCUAUAACUGAUGCAAAACAAUGCGAAGAUUUAUGUAGGACUGAUCCUCAAUGUCUAUCAUUCGAGGUGUGGGAAAACUGGGAUUAUGAUCAUUCUACCAGCACGUGGAUUUAUAAAGGCCUUUUAUGUAACAGAGCGUCAAUAGCGUACUUAAAUAUACUCGAUGCGGAUCCAAGCAGUAUAUCUAAUUCGCACAGUAUUUCUAACAGAGACUGUAUAUAAUACAUACUGAUUUAUGAAUGUUAAUUGUCUUGGCUAAUUUAUGUUACCAUGUCGUGACUAGUUUUGACACUUCUCUUUCCUUUAGCUCUGAUUUCAAUGUACUUUUUUGACUCGCACGUAAAUGUAUUUCUAAAUUGAAAGAAAAUGUAUAGUUAUUAGAUUUAGCUUUCAGUCUAAAGUUUAGUCACUUACUACUACUUACUAUACAUGUAUUUGAAUAUCUAACAAUUAGUACAUUUAAUUUGCCGCCAUCAUGUGCUAUGGUAAAUGAUAAAUGAUGCGUGUCGCUUAAAUGUCCUACAGUUUUUAAAGCAAUGGCGUGUUUAUAAAGUAGUCAUCACAAUGUUCAUAAUUGUGAAUGCUGCAAAUUUAAAACAGUUCGCGGAUUACCAUUCAUUAUCAUAAGUUUGAACGAACGUUCCGACUGUAAUGCUGCGUCAUGGAAAUAUCACAUUUUGGAUUCAUAUUAUAACUGGUUGAUUUAAAAUGGACUGGAAAGCAUUCUCUACCAAGGACAUCAGUCGUAUGGACAGCGUCAUAUCUAUUUGAAAGCGUUAAAAAUCUGAUCGUGCAGGUAUGAAGUAAGCAGCUUUAAGCAAAUUUAAGUGUAGUUAUAUUACCUUACUUUCUUUGUGUCAAAGAUGACUUCGUCUUUAACUCAGAAGCACUGUAAAGAUAGCUUUCAAAUUCAAAUUAUGCACUUAUGUGUAAGUUUUAUAAUCAGCAUUUUAUACCGCAUAAUUAAUUGACAGCUUUGUUUUUAUAUGUUGUCACAAUUUUUAAUUAUCACGACCUUAUAACAUAAUGAAACUAUUUGAUAUUAACAAUUGGCACAGUCGUUUUCAUACAAUUUAUGAAUUGUAAUGUUCACAUUUAGAUAAGAUGUAGUUGCACCU
Messenger RNA from Ruditapes philippinarum (Manila clam), 2214 nucleotides. RefSeq names its product C4b-binding protein alpha chain-like. Bases 164 to 1318 code for a protein of 384 amino acids. NCBI's taxonomy places the organism in Eukaryota, Metazoa, Mollusca, Bivalvia, Venerida, Veneridae. The record is from RefSeq and is a predicted model, not a curated record. The transcript has 6 exons.